Messenger RNA from Neurospora hispaniola, 1308 nucleotides. Its product is annotated as SVP1-like protein 2. Bases 46 to 984 code for a protein of 312 amino acids. Gene Ontology annotation, biological process: protein localization to phagophore assembly site; nucleophagy; protein lipidation. The transcript has 3 exons. Gene Ontology annotation, molecular function: protein binding; phosphatidylinositol-3,5-bisphosphate binding; phosphatidylinositol-3-phosphate binding. The record is from RefSeq and is a predicted model, not a curated record. Lineage: Eukaryota; Fungi; Ascomycota; Sordariomycetes; Sordariales; Sordariaceae. Gene Ontology annotation, cellular component: phagophore assembly site membrane; cytosol; extrinsic component of membrane.
GCUCGUUUUAUGGGACGAUAAAACAAGCGAAUCGUUCUGGUGUUGAUGGACCGAGUGCAAGUCUACCAAACGGCCAAACCCCACGCGCUGCUUUCCACAUAUGAAACGACCGAUAACCCUCUAGGCCUGUGCUGUCUCUCCUCGGACCGCAUUGCCUUCCCAGGCAGGGCGAUCGGCCACGUCCAGCUCGUUGAGGUUGAAACCGGCAAUGUCAGCAUCAUAACCGCGCACACGUCGGCGCUGCGAGCGAUGGCCUUGAGCCAGGAUGGCGAGUUGCUGGCUACGGCGAGCGAGAUGGGAACCAUCAUCCGCGUCUACGCAACAUCCAACUGUGCUCGAUUAUACGAGCUGCGCCGCGGUAUCGACAAAGCCAUCAUCUUCUCCAUCGGAUUCAGUCCCUCUGGCAAGUAUCUAGCCUGCACCUCCGACAAAUCGACACUCCACGUAUUCGACGUGACUCGCCCCGGCGGCACAAGACCGAUUACUAGCAACGGCGGCACUGCCUAUGCCGCCGGCGAACCUUCAGUUACGAGCAACAACCGCCCUUCUAGCCCUUACUCCGUCGCAUCAAGCAGUGGCGGCGGCGGUGGUGUCAUGGUCAAUAGCAACAUUGGCGGUUCAGACAUGGCCGCUGACGAUGGACAAGGUCGCUGGGGCUUCCUCUCCAAACUCCCUCUCAUGCCGCGCAUCUUCUCAGACCCAUACUCCUUUGCCUCCGCCAAGUUCGAGAUGGCUGACGAGCCCGUGUCCAACGGCAGCCGCGAGCCGCUCACGCGUGACGGGGGCCUAGCCAUCAUCGGGGGCCCGCUCAAGGGCAAUCUGGGCUGGAUCAGCGAGACGGAGAUGGUGGUCAUUGGAGCUGGGAGAGACCCCAAGUGGGAGAAGUUUGCGAUCCAGGAGGGCGGGCAGCAGGAUGGGUAUCAGGGUGGAGGACGCCGGCUGGUCAGGGUUGGGUGGAAAAGAUAUGGUGGGGAGACGCCUUAGGUGGACGAACGGUUGGGGGAUUGGACACUUGUACCGGCGUUGAAGGGAAGUGAUGAUGGAUCUGACGAUUCCGUUCUCAAGUAGCAUUGUCUGGGGGUUUAUGGAGGAAUCAUAGGAGGUGUGUGUGCAACGACAUCCACGCAGGGUCUGGGUCUGCAGUAUUACAUCGUUUGGUUCAUCCGUUGUAUCUGGGGGUGUCUGAACGGUAACAGCGUUUUCAGGUUGUUGCACUUUAUAACAAGACGUAGGAUUGUACAUCGUCACGAGCAUAUUGAGGCAUUAGAUUAGGGAAGCGAGUACAAAUACUCUAAAUACAAACAUCUU